GGUUCUAUAGAGAAAGUGAUGAGAAGUAUAUUCAACAUUCCUGCUGAGAAGGAUACACGAUUAUGGAAUAGGUAUAUGAGCAACACUUACGAAUUACUUAGCAAACCAGAAAGUACUGUUCAAGAUGCAGGCCUUUACCAAGGGCAGGUAUUAGUAAUUGAGCAGAAGAAUGAUGAUGGUACAUGGCCCCGACAGACACCUUACACGAUAUCAAGUACCACAACAAGCAGAAAUGUUGGGGUUUCUUCCAGUUCAGCAGACAGUCCAUCAGCAACUUCCUCUUCUACAAUGGUAAACGGAGAAUGUUUUAACUCAAGUGGAUUCAGUAGCAACUUCAGCAUUGGUAGGGGUGGUUCUAGUUCUUCCUAUAACAGCUCCUACAGUUACAGAGAGUCUAGUUCUCAAACACAGCCAGGGCUAUGCGGGCUUAGUAAUCUUGGAAAUACCUGUUUCAUGAAUUCCGCAUUGCAGUGUUUAAGCAACACUCCACCUUUAACGGACUAUUUUCUUAAAGGUGAAUACUGGGGAGAGAUAAAUAAAGAGAACCCUCUAGGCAUGAUGGGAAAAAUUGCUGAAGCUUAUGGUGAGCUUAUUAAGCAGAUGUGGUCUGGGAGGCAUUCUUACGUUGCACCACGAGAUUUUAAGAUGAAGGUUGGCAGUUUUGCUCCACAGUUCUCUGGAUAUCAGCAACAAGACUCUCAGGAGCUUUUGGCAUUUCUUCUAGAUGGCCUACAUGAGGAUCUUAACAGGGUGAAAAAGAAACCAUAUCUUUACAUUACAGAUGCCAACAACAGGCCAGAUAAGGUGGUUGCAGAAGAAUCUUGGAGGAAUCAUCGGUUGAGAAAUGACUCUGUUAUAGUAGAUAUUUUCCAUGGCCUUUUCAAAUCCACUUUAGUCUGCCCAGAGUGUUCCAAAAUAUCGGUAACAUUUGAUCCCUUUUGCUAUUUAACUCUUCCACUGCCUAUGAAGAAAGAUCGUGUAAUGGAAGUCUGCCUUGUUAGCACAGACCCACUCUCCAGACCUGUGCAGUAUAGAGUCAUUGUUCCAAAGAUGGGUGCAGUGAAUGACCUUUGUACGGCUCUCUCUAAACUGUCUGGUGUUCCUGCAGACAAAAUGGUUGUGACAGAUGUGUAUAACCACCGGUUUCAUAAAAUCUACCAGAUGGAUGAGGGGUUGAGCCACAUUUUGGACAGAGAUGCUAUUUUUAUACUUUACAUAAAAACAUGUGAAAAGGACAGCAGUUCAGACGAGCAGACUGCGGACAGUGAGGUUUGCAAUGGACCCAUUGACACGUGUGAAGGAGAUGAAGAGAUGGAUCACCAGGGCCUUUCUUGUGAGUCAGAAGAUGGUCAUUCAGAGGGUUCUGAAAAGGAUGCUUCUGAGGAAGUGGAGAAUAUCACCUCUAACAGUCCAAAGAAACCAACCACUCAGAAGAGUAAAUCACUUUUUAGUGUUAGUGUUGUCAAUUCCUAUGGAGUAUCGGAUAUAAAUUCCUUCGGAGAGGGAAAGCUCCCUAAACUAAACUCGCACUCUAUCAUUGCUGUUGAAUGGGAUUCUGAGACAAAGAAGCAAUAUUAUGAAGAACUGGAACCAGAGAGCUUUGAGAAGCACGACAGCAUGUUGCAGCCUCAGAAGAAGAAAACCGCAGUGGCACUGGAAGAGUGUAUUGGCCUCUUUACAACAAUGGAGACACUAGGUGAACACGACCCCUGGUACUGCCCUAAUUGUAAAAAGCAUCAACAAGCUACCAAAAAAUUUGACCUGUGGUACUUGCCACCAAUUUUAGUGGUGCAUUUGAAACGCUUCUCUUACAACAGAUACUGGAGGGAUAAGCUUGACACGAUAGUGAAUUUUCCUAUACGAAAUUUAGAUAUGUCAGAGUUUGUUUGUGAUCCAGAGGCUGGACCUUGCGUGUAUGACCUCAUUGCAGUUUCAAACCAUUAUGGAGGAAUGGGAGGCGGCCACUACACUGCCUAUGCAAAGAAUAAAAUUGAUCAGAAGUGGUAUUACUUUGAUGACAGCAGUGUUUCCAUAGCAUCUGAAGAUCAAAUCGUGACGAAGGCAGCCUAUGUCUUGUUUUACCAAAGACGAGACUCUCAGAUUACAACUAGUCGAGAAGAAAAAGAAGAGAAAGAGGAGGAGGAGGGAAAGGAGGAGGAGGAGCCAGAAGAGGAGGAUGUUUGUGAAGACUUUAUGGAUACCAACUGAAACUGCUGCAUAGACUGAGACUGUUAAAUGGCUAUUUCUGGGGAAUGCAAUAAAUGAAGCCUUUACGGACAAAUUAUUGGUUUGCUUUGUUCAAGUAGCAGACUUGUACAGCAUGAGUGGAAUAAUAAUGUUGCUGACUUGCCAUUACUGGGAUGGGUUGCCAAUACAGUCUUUGUGAAACUGCCCAUGUAUAUUUUUAACUGAAUUCCUAUAUAAAGUCGGUUCCUUGCUUGAAUGACAGAGAAGUCCAAAACCGCUAAACUACAGUUGAGAUAAACUUGAGCAGAAGCCUACUUUUUUAAGACUUUUGUAUUAGCUCACAGACAAGCAUCUCAGAUGGUGACCAAGUCAUUGUAUUUACUGAACGCAUUUACCAUAAACAGCUGUUUUGGGACUUUGAUGGUCUGUGCAACAUUAGCACUAGCGGCCUUUUGUAAUGUAUGAUGUUCUUCAUAAGGAUCAUUAUUGCACUGCAUUAAUAAAUUAAUAUGAUUUA
Molecule: messenger RNA, 2704 nt
Organism: Protopterus annectens (West African lungfish)
Lineage: Eukaryota; Metazoa; Chordata; Ceratodontiformes; Protopteridae
Product: ubiquitin carboxyl-terminal hydrolase 4-like
Exons: 17
Coding region: 19-2208 (729 amino acids)
Biological process (GO): protein deubiquitination
Molecular function (GO): cysteine-type deubiquitinase activity
Source: RefSeq, a predicted model, not a curated record